AUGACGACAACCGGUGUUGAGGGCUCCGCCAGGAUGUCAGCCACUCCGUUCUUGCAAGGCAUGGCCCAGCUGCGUCCACCAUCGCCGUUCGACUUCGACAACCCCAGCUCAUGGCCUACAUGGCUGCUGCAGUUCGAGGACUUCUCUUUCGCUACCGGACUUCACGUCGCUCCGGCAGAGGUACAAGUGCACUCCAUGCUUUAUUGUAUGGGCCCGCAAGCCAGGGUUGUCCUCGUGUCGACCACGCUAGGCGAGGCAGAUAUGAAAGACGUCGCCGCCGUGAAGAAGGCUUUCACCCACCACUUCGUGCACUCGCCGAACAAGCUGUACGAGUCAACGCGGUUCCAACGCUGUACGCAGCAAGCUAGUGAAACGGCCGACGCAUUUUUUACGGCGCUCCGGAAAAUGGUCAAGUCCUGCAACUAUCCGUCGCCUGACGUCGAAGAGCGGCUCGUCCGAGAAAAUUUUCUCGUGGGCUUGCUCGACCGCGAACUCUCGGACAAGCUCUGUCGGAACCCGAAAAUGACGCUACACGAAGCGCUUACGUACGUUUGUCAGCACAAAGACUCAGGCACUUACAUCGCUACCCUGUCGUGGCACGGAAAGUCAACCAAGCAGCUUCUCUACGUCCUAGCAACCAAGACGGUCCCGCUGCUAGGCUUCCCGGGAAUCCAAGCCUUGGGCGUCUGCACGUUUGUUGACGAAGUCGCGAGGACUUCACAGCCCACUGGCGACUUUUGUCCCGAUCCCAGUCUCUUCCGAGGACUUGGGACGCUCCCCGAAGCCUACACUAUCAGGCUGCAACCCAAUGCUACGCCUUUCUCGUUGAGCGUACCCCGGUGCAUUCCACUCCCUCUCCGCGGCGUCGUCAAGACUGAGCUAGACAAGCUAGAAGCGGAGGGCAUGAUUCGUCGAGUGGACACACCCACUGACUGGUGUGCUGGGCUGGUUGUCGUCCCCAAGGUCUCGGGCGGCUAUCGGCUGUGCGUGGACUUGACUCGCCUCAAUAAGUGGAACAAUGCCUCAGGAUUGCUCGGAGAGGCUACAGUUUUCUCCAAGCUAGACACCACGUCAAGCUUCCACCAGGUCAAGCUGUCCCCCGAGUCCCAAGAAUUGACCACAUUUAUAAUCCCGUUUGGACGCUAUUGUUUUCUCCGGCUGCCGUUUGGGAUCACGUCUGCACCGGAAUACUUCCAGCGGCAGAUGUCCCGGAUCCUCGAAGGCCAAGCGGGUGUGGUGAACAAGAUUGACGACAUCCUCGUCUUUGGGAAGACACGCUCCGAGCAUGACCGCCGUCUCCGACAAGUCAUGGACCGGCUAGCAAAAGCAGGACUCACUCCAUUUACCCCAGGUGUGUCCCGGUAUGCCAAAAGUGCCAGGUAG
This is a messenger RNA of Rhipicephalus sanguineus (brown dog tick), 1383 nucleotides long. RefSeq lists its product as uncharacterized. NCBI's taxonomy places the organism in Eukaryota, Metazoa, Arthropoda, Arachnida, Ixodida, Ixodidae. Bases 1 to 1383 code for a protein of 460 amino acids. The transcript is spliced from 3 exons. The record is from RefSeq and is a predicted model, not a curated record.